AUGGAUUCUGUUAAAUUACAUGAGCUAUUACUUCUAGAAGUCAACUACCAAUAUGAGAGUCGAUCUGUUGGUGAUACCACGAGGCCACCUUUAUGUCUACUGCUUUUGGGACUACCUUUAGAUGACCACGAGAAGUUUGAAAUCCAAAGAUCAAUUGCAAUUCCACUACGGCUGCAAGUGAUUAACGAUCAAGACGGUCAAUUUGUGUAUGAUCUAGAUCAAGUUACCAGAAGAAUUAAGCUUGCCAGGGAGACGAAUCCCCAAUUACAACUAUGUGGGAUAAUGGUGGUUAACGAUCAAAUAUAUGAUUAUGAGAAACCCAUUGAGAGUUUAAUGCAACAUUUCGAAGGCCAAAUUGAGUAUUUAUUUACCUAUAAACCUGAUUCAAAUGCAGAAAUGGGUCGCAAAUUGAAUGGAUUCAGUCUUUUACCACAGAGACAACGAAUUGGGUAUCGAUUAAUACACGGUAAAGUGAACAUCGAAACUCAGAAGAUUGACGCCAGUAUAAAUUCCUCUUUACCUGAGAUUUCCGAUAGACAGCGUAUGGACCAAGAAUUGUCAUUUGUUCAAAAGCUAACUCAAGAAAUUGACAAAAUGAUUCGCUACUUGGAUCUUGCCCAACCGUCAGAUGCAGUGCUGAGAAAGAUAUCGAUGCUAGUCUCACAAUUGAAGAGAGGCCCUACAACUGACAUUGAAGAAAUGAUUAUGAAUAAAGAAGGUGAAAUUAAUGCGCUGCGCACCAUUUGUGAACAAUGGGAAAUGGGGGUCGAACUGGGUGAUUAG
Zygosaccharomyces rouxii is the source of this 783-nucleotide messenger RNA. It is a transcript of the gene CSI1, whose product is annotated as Csi1p. The record is from RefSeq and is a predicted model, not a curated record. The coding region runs from base 1 to 783 and encodes 260 amino acids. The transcript has a single exon. NCBI's taxonomy places the organism in Eukaryota, Fungi, Ascomycota, Saccharomycetes, Saccharomycetales, Saccharomycetaceae.